UAGGACCGGAAACUACUACUCAAUCGGGGCGUAAGUCUUAUCCGGUCUCGGUUUCCGAGAGAACCUAUCAUGAUACCGAGUUUUCCGGCUCAGCUCGACAUCUCGUUUUCGAGCAGGCUCGCGAGCUGAAAUUCCGUUGAGCUGCACACUCACGCCCGAGAUCUAGAAUUCGGAGCAAAGCGUACCGGGCAUAUCUUUCCGAAUGCGGCGGAGAACCGGCCACAUUGCCGUAGCCUUACCCCGAGAUCUUGACGGCCCAUUGGUUCGAGUUCGGGAGUCUGGGCGGCACUGCUUUUCCUGGCAUUCCUCAUUUGGCUGUCCGUCCCGUCGUUGGGUACGGACUGGGUGCACAGCAUCGUGCAGUGUGUCCUUCGACAUACCAGGGCUAGGACUAGCACUCUCGCAUAGGAGAAGGGAGCUGGCCAGACAGAAUCAUAGUUGUGGCCAGAUGUCGGAGUCAUCGAGCGGCAUGGGGGGCUGUUGGUCAACCAAGAGCAAAGAACCACCGGCUCGUGCCCCCCGGAUCUUCAUGUUUUCCAGAAAGCAGUCCUCGUAUAUCCAGAGAUCCUUGACUGCAAUAUGUACCAGUCUGGACUGUGGAAUGCAGUCGCGAUCAGAUUAUGCGGGACACCGGUGUUUCAUGUAUGGGCACUCGCCAAUGAGUUACCUACGUACCUACGGCGGUAUUACGCAAUUCCGUGACAUCUCCGAGAAGGCUGGGUCGCUGCUCAGCUUGUCGGAGAUAUCCGUCCAUGCGAUGCAUCCAUGGCUGGUUACCACUCCUCGACUCGUCCUCCAGCGGCAGUCUGGAAGAGUGAAGCCCAACCAAAGUACAUAUCGUAUAUACCACGUCUGCUGCCAUUCGCAAUCGCCUUGCAUGCAGGAAGAAGGGAUAAUCGUUCGUGAUGUUUUGUUGGGAAAGCCCGAAGCCGUCAGAGCCGGCCAUCCAACUGAUUCCUUCGCCGAGAAUGUGUACAGACAUGCGGGGCAAAAGUACAAUCCUGCAGAAGGAUAUCGGUCGAAUUACGCUGUUGCGGACGGGGAUUGAGCUGUCGACAUUGGCAGCUACCGCAGCGAUGGAGUUAUCGGCUUCAAUAUAGAGCAAUAGGUACUGGGGGUUUUGGGAGUUCGCUGCAAUGAACGAUGGCGAAGACGACGUAUCACCGCCAGGUAAGUCGGGGAUCACGAACGAGAGCCGCAUUCUGCAGGCGGACUCUGGCCAUGUUUCGGAGAUUGGGGGCUGCCAUCAUUGGAAUUCGAGAAAAACGCAGGGUGUUCAAGUUGGGGUGCAGGGGGUGUUAACUAGGGCGCAGGGGACCUUUUCGUUGGCAGCCA
This is a messenger RNA of Tricharina praecox, 1335 nucleotides long. RefSeq lists its product as uncharacterized. The transcript has a single exon. Lineage: Eukaryota; Fungi; Ascomycota; Pezizomycetes; Pezizales; Pyronemataceae. The record is from RefSeq and is a predicted model, not a curated record. Bases 203 to 1048 code for a protein of 281 amino acids.